Messenger RNA from Ostrea edulis (European flat oyster), 5647 nucleotides. RefSeq lists its product as uncharacterized. The record is from RefSeq and is a predicted model, not a curated record. The coding region runs from base 92 to 1009 and encodes 305 amino acids. Gene Ontology annotation, molecular function: zinc ion binding; S-adenosylmethionine-homocysteine S-methyltransferase activity. Lineage: Eukaryota; Metazoa; Mollusca; Bivalvia; Ostreida; Ostreidae. The transcript is spliced from 7 exons. Gene Ontology annotation, biological process: S-methylmethionine cycle.
AUAUAAAUGAAGUUAUCCCCCUUUGCAAAACUGAAAGUAGGUUAUAGAUUUUUAUUUUUUUUUGGCGGAAGGCAGUAAAUUUUGUUGAAUAAUGAUUUUUCGUAUACUGGACGGUGGUGCUGGGUCGGAGCUACACGAUUUAGGAUACCACGUACAUGAGGAUCCAUUAUGGUCUGCUAGAUUGCUGGACACAAAUCCUGGAGCCAUAAAACAGUUACACAAGAGUUAUUUAGAGGCGGGAGCAGAUACCAUUAUAACAGUGACGUAUCAGGCGACAGUGGCAGGAUUUGAGAAGUUUCUCGGUGUUUCUACAGAGAGAGCCACAGAACUCAUCAAAUCUGGAGUAAGCCUGGCAAGAGAAGCAUGUCAUGAGGUGCCCCCAAAUCUUAAAAAAGGAACAGAGAGACGCGUGGCUGGGUCGGUUGGACCAUACGGCGUGUUCUUGCACGAUGGAUCCGAAUACAGCGGGUAUUACGUUGAAAGUAUGACACAAAAGGAACUGAUAGAUUGGCACAGACCUCAGGUCACUGCAUUGUUGGACGGCGGGGUGGAUAUGUUAGCCGUGGAGACUAUACCAGCCCUGAAGGAGGCGGAGGCGAUUUUGGAACUUCUUAAAGAGUUUCCGACGGCGAAAGCUUACUUCACUUUCUCAUGCAAGGAUGGAAAGUACCUCUGCCAUGGAGAGAAAUUCUCUGAAGCCAUUCAGAUUGUGAUGUCAUCAGAUCAGGUGAUAGCUGCCGGUAUCAAUUGUACUCAUCCUAGUUAUAUCUCGGAACUCCUCGACAGUCUCCGUCCCUUGCAGAUUUCAAAGCCAAUAAUUGUGAAACCCAAUAGCGGAGAAGGGUGGAAAUCCGGAGUAGGUUGGUGUGGACGAGGGGAGCAGUCACCUCUGGAGGCUCACCUAACCGCCUGGGUUGAUAAAGGAGCCACGUGGAUCGGUGGUUGUUGCAGAAUCAAACCACAUGACAUUAAAACAUUAAAAGAAUAUGUUGAGCACAUUGUAAAAUAGAGAGAGUCUUCUAUGGAUGUAUGUUAGAAGUUAAUGGUCACGCGUAAAUUUGGCCAGUUUGCAUUACACAUGUGUAUUGUUUGUAUUUGUUUCUACGUUUAUCAACUUCAGCAAUUUUAUUAAAUAUUCAGUUCUCGUUACAGUCCAGUUUGUCAAUGUUUGGUGGGUUUUUUUAAGUUUUCAAUCUGUUUGACAUACAUUGGACAAAAUGAGAUGCCAUUUAUAUCAUCUGUUUGUUCAUUCACGAUUGUGUAUUGAUAUUUGACGUCACCUUUUUUAAAAGAUAAGCAUGGUGGCAUGAUUUUUAUUGUUACCUAUAUUUCAACAAAAGGAGGGUUUAAAACGACCUUCUUGAUUAAUACCUUUAUAUUUUGGUCAUUUCCAAGGUUAUAUUUCCUAUAAAAUGAGAUUUACAAUUUGAAUAGAAGCUGGGCGAAUCGCGCAUUUAAUUUACAUAAUGUGGAUUCAUUAAGAACACAUAUUUCACUUGAACCCCUUCUCCGACAGGUCUUUUAUUGUACAACACAUUAACGUGGGUGAUGAGAUCACCUCCCAGUCUGCAAAUACGUUUUGCAUAACCUUUCGAUUUUUAUUUUAAAGUAUAAAAUUUUAUUAUCGUUAUCAUAUGGGUCAAACAAACAAACAAAAAGAGAACAGAUUAUAGGAUCAAUGAACAUAUACACACUCACACAUACACAUGCAUAUGCUUACAUAAAGCACAUUCUUUAUAAAAAUAGGUAACGUUUGGGUUCGUGAAACAUGGAGUUGGUGAAAUAAUGUUCUAUGUAUAAAAUAGAUGCAUACGUAAUCCUACAGAAACGUGGCCAUCACCAUUAAAAUACCAACAGAUAUGUCCAACUGUUAUGGGCCACUAUUAAGAUUUGGCAUAAGCAGUGUCCUCAUGGUCAGUGUAAACUUAGUAUUUACAUAAACCAAAACCACAGCUUGUCCAGGCCUGUACCAAGUGACCAUAAUUUGAUAUGAGAAAAUGGGAGUUCAUUUGUUGUAUAUGCAUAAAGGGUGUUGCAUUCCUGUUCCCAUGGGAGCAUAUGUUAUUGCAUCAUCUCGCACGAGCAUUAAGUUCCUCGGGAAAUCAAAGUGCAUUCAAUAUUGGUAAGGAAAUGUUAAAGGUGCAUGACAUUGCAUCAUCUCGUUUACAUGUAAUAUAUAAAGCACAUGGGUUCCUUUUUGGAAUUUAAUGUACAUCUGCUCAUUAAUGGGGAAGGAACUCUAGAUACAUGGUAUUGCAUCACCAUGUUUACAUUCACCAGAAUUCAGUGUGCAUUAGUAUCGAUGAAGGGUUUGGUGCAGCGGAUUUUGUUAUUAGUUGGAAUGUUAUGUGAGCACAUGUUCUCAUGAACGGUAGGUAGGGCUUUUUUUCCCUUGAAAUAGACCGGAAUUGUUAACACACGGCUUUGUCAACUUUUAAGGCGCAUCUUUUAAUACAUGUAUAUCAAUUAUGAAAUGAUAACUGCAUUUUCUGGUUGGUGUAUUUUUCACCAGCAUUCUGUAAACAGGAAUGUGUUUGUACAUUAAUAAUGCCUGAUUAUUCAUCUCCCACACCAAGGGCACCCAAGCAGGAUAUCUCCUUUCUUUAAAAUACCACUCCCCGGUAAAUAAACUACGAACUUGCAAUACCAUCACGAUAAUGUGAUACAGUAUAAACUGAUUUAAUUCCUUUUGAAAGUGCAAUAUAGCCCGCAUUAUCAGCAAUCCAAAGGCUUGAAGCCAGUCCAUUUCAUAAUGCUGUAUAUAUCCCCCUCCAAGAAAUCGGACAAAAUAUCUUCACUCUUGGCCACAUAAAAUUUUCCUGAGGGGUCGCUGACCAAACGAACUAUUCGCUCUUGCGACGUAGUUUUGAACCCCAUACGUAAAAUUUGCAAUUUCAUGAAAAGGAAGAGAAAAGCAGAAUAAAUUCAAGGACAAUUUAUUUCCUUUGACAUAAUCAGAAGAAACUGGCUGGUUUCAUCGGUUCUUCACCUUUCAAUGCUGAACAGGCGAGACUGGACUACCACCAGUCUAGAAACAUUCAAUGCAGACAAAUUCCCAAUCCAUGAAGACGCGUUUUUUAAAAAAGAAAUAUCGGUUAAUUAAUUCAAAAUAAUUUGAACUGUCAGAUCUAUGAAUUUAAUUCAAAUUUUGUUUGGUUAAUUUGACAAAAUAACAAGGACCUCCACUGCGUUCAGUAUUUGUCAAGUUUAUCUGGUUUACAUCUUGCAGAGUGCGUUCGAUGGCAUCAGGAGGGUGAGUUUGAUUGACAAUGCAAAGAUAGCAGAGUGUCCUUUUCACCUAGAGGGGUACACGUUGACAAUGCGCUUUUCUGCCUCACUUCACGACAUCUUGUUUUCUAAAUGUAAUUCAAAAUCAUGAGCGAUCCUGAAAGGUCAAUGUCACGAUUAAUGCAGCGGGUUAUAUAGCAUUGUGUUGUAUGUGUGUAAUCGGUGGCUUAUUAAACUCCACUUCAAGUGACCGCGAUAGCUGACAUAAAACUUUAACUAAAGUACAAAGUAUUUGAAAGCAAUUGUAGAAUUAAGAUAUUUUAUAAUAGAGUUUUGCUUUUUUAUUGGCAAUGCGAUCAUCUAUUCAUGAAGUUUUUUAAUAUCAAAUGCGCUAGAUGAGUCUUAAAAUCGCCACACUGACUUAAAAGUCCAGCAAAAUUGAAUUUGACCAUACUAAUGACAAUUCUUUCGAAUUAGGAAUUAAAAUUUUGACAAUUAAUUUUGAAACUUAUUAAGAUCAGUGCCAUUGGUGUGUUUAUUACGGAUCAAAGGGUAAUCGGAUUUCUAUAACUACCGGUAGAACGGGCGUGUUUGUUUAAGGGCACGGCCUUGACCCAGAAUCUGACCACUCUGAUCACGCUACGCUAAGCUUCUUUUUUUCCAAGGUGAUGUUCAAACUUUCACUGAUCCUGUUCUCCUGAGUCACGUGGGGAGAACACAUCCACUAUGUCGUCUGCUGCACCUUCAUGAUUUUUCCUUUUUUUCAGUGCAUAUAAAAAAAUAAAUGCUGUAAUUUUUCAUUUUUAUUGAAACAUAACAAUGUUAUAAACCCAGUUUAAUUUGCAUUACAUUUUCCAAUGAAGAGUUUAUGGGGAGAGUUUGCAUAGCAAACAGUGAAAACAUUUGUGAAAUAUAGAAUGAAAAUUGCCCUUUGACUUGGAUACAGAUUUCACGUUUACAAACGCACGACAAUUAUGCCGUUUGUCCGUCAAUGAACGGUAUUUACUAUUUAUCCAGAAUUUCUCCAUUACAUGAGGAAAUAUUGCACCUUUUGAUAAUGAGACAUGCAAGCCAUUUAUAGUAACGUCAGAGCAAAUGAUACAAAAUCUGAAUUUUGCGUCAAAGUCACGUGACAGUUAUAAAUUCACCAGUUGUGGACGGGUAAACUGAAAGACGUCAACCAAACGCACCCUGUGUUUGUCGGAUUUCUCAUUAUGUUCAUUGUUUGAAUAGCAAUUACUUUUGUAUCACUGUAAUUGCAACAUUGUUUCUACAGAAUGAGGGGUAGGUUGGCACGCCAGUUCUUGCCAGCUGAGCACAGUAUAGAGGUCGACAAUACGUUGGCAGGAAGUUGUCGUUGAAGUUCCGGUGAUCAGCUAUGUCUCUGAUGAGAGCGAGGCAGAUGUACAUCUGACGGAUUCGGACGUUCCUGUUGAUACCACGCCGUCUUCUGGAUUUCACAACUGCUACAAAAAAGAAAAGAAAUUUAAUUUUUUCUGCACUAUACAAAACCUGACCCGACAUUUAUUAUGAAGACUUUAAUCUUUGAGAGACGCGUCUUAAGAAAUUGACCAGUAACACGGAUUGCUAUUAAAGAUAUUUAUUGGCUUCAUUAAAUUGAAUAUUUGCGUUUCUGAGGAAAUAUUUUCAAACUUUUGUACCUUUUUUAAUUCCUUCAGGUGCAUGUCUCUUGGACAAAGCAUGCUCCGUCGGUGCUGAGUCAGACAGCACCACCAUCAAAGAAAUGCACAACAGGGUGCAAAGGAAAACUUGUGAUAGAUCCAUUUUAGUCUGAAAAAACAACAACAGAAUACGUCAAUUCUCUAAUGAGUAUUAAAAUACAUUGCUCUGGGUAAUGAAGAAAUUGCAGAGUCGGCUUUUGACCAGUGGGCCGGGCGUGAUAAUGAUAUAUAAUUAUAGCAGUUAGCCAAAAGUCAUGGAUUGGAAUAAAGGCAUUGAAACUUCACAAUACAUGUAUUUGCCUAAAGGUUAACCACGGCGGACAACGUGCCUGUGGUUAACCGAGAACAAUGAAUGAAACCAGCUGACAUGACGAAUUUUUGGUUUCUUAAAGUUAUGUAACAUUUGAAGGCUUAAAAAAUAAUUAUCUUUUCUUAUUAUCGCAACUAUUUAAAGGAAAUAAUACGUUACUGAAUAUGCAGUAUUAAAAACUGAGUUUCAAUAUUGCACAGACCAAACGUACCAACUUGAUACUCCAAUGCAAAAGUUAGAAAACGGUAACAAAACCUGUACGACUUGCCUUUAAGAAUACCAUGCAACAAAAGUAAAUUACUAAAUAGUAUAUAAUUUUUUGUCUAAAAGAAAGAAGGUAGACUUACAAUUUGAAACUGAACACGUUGCCUUGUGGCGUCCUUGCCUAAAACUUCUUGAUCCUGGAUCAGCUGGUGUCGGUGCGAUC